This is a messenger RNA of Phragmites australis (common reed), 2270 nucleotides long. RefSeq lists its product as uncharacterized. Bases 16 to 1974 code for a protein of 652 amino acids. The record is from RefSeq and is a predicted model, not a curated record. The transcript has 4 exons. Lineage: Eukaryota; Viridiplantae; Streptophyta; Magnoliopsida; Poales; Poaceae.
GAUCACCCAGCGCAUAUGCGCGUCCGCGUCCGGAUCCCGUGCGGGCGGCCAUUAAAAGCCACGGCGCCGAACGAGAGGCCCUGUCGCCUCGGGGCGGUUGAAAUUAACGAAGCCGAAGACGAGCGCCCAGGAAAGCAACCGACGCACUGCCCCGCCUCGUCGGUGGCCGGGAACAACCCGACAAGAGCAGCGAAGCCGGCAGGGCAAGGACCUAGGAGAGGAGUGGGAUCGCGCCGCGAGGUGGAGGCGGCGGCCGGGAUGGUGGCUAGGAAGGCGCCGGCGGGCGCGCGGCGGAGCGGGGUCCGUGUGGGCCCCGCGAGGCUGGAGGGCCUCCCCGCGGCGUGGCUGGGCGCGGCGGCGGUCAAGGUGAAGUGGCCCGCGGCCGGAGGGGCGCUCUCGCAGAUGAUCACGGGGAGGUGGGCGCGCGGGGUCACCGCGGUCGAGGCCGUCGGCGCCGACGGAGCCGUUCGGUGGGAGCCUCGAGACGGCAACCGGUACAGGUUCGAUGUCGAGCCGGCCGGCGCGCGGGGGCGGCCGGAGCGCGGCGUGUUCUUCUCCAUCCUCUAUGGAUUCCAAGAACAAGGAAGGGGCAAAGACCUGGUGAGGCUUGAAGAGAUCGGGACAGCCAUGAUAAGCCUGGAGGAGUGCUGCUGGGAGAUGCAACUGCAGCAGCAACAGCAGCAGCUGGUGGCUGUCCCCAUAAGGGUGAGGAAGGAUGGAUGGGCAAGUGAUGCCAUGCUUUAUGUUAAUGUGGAACUCGUGGAUGUGAACACGCCCUCGGAAAUCGAAAGAGCUGUCUCUUUUAGGGAGAAGCCAAGAAUGAACCUGGUGCCGAGAAUGCGGGACAACAGGAAGAGCAUGGAGGCAGCAACCUAUCAUGAGGUUCUUGAUCUGAAGCAGUUGCUUGACUUGGCUGAAAAGGAAGGGAAGGUGGCCGUGUUCGGAAACAAAAGGAACUCCGACAGCAGCAGCAUGAGCAGCAUGAGCAGCAGUAGCAGCACAAUUAGCCUCAGCAGUGCCAGCACAAGUGGUGGCGCGAGCCCGGAGCCCGCCUCGACGUCGAAGCGCCGGUUCCUGCCAUGGACGAUGAGGAGCAGGGACUUCGACAAGAGGAGCAACGAGUCGCUCUCCCAAGAAUUGCCCAUGAAAUGCAUGGAUGACGAUCCGGCCGGCAGCUGGGAGGCGCGCGAAUUCAGGAGCAGGGACGCGGAGACGAAGCUCAAGACGCCGGUGUUCUUCGCGUCCAUCGACCAGCGCGACGGCAGCGCCGGCGGGGAGAGCGCGUGCACGGCGCUCGUGGCGGUGCUCGCCGCAGCGCUCCACGCCAAUCACCCGACGAUGCCCACCCGGCCAGAGCUCGACGCGCUCAUCAGGGAUGGCUCGUCGGAGUGGAGGAAGCUCUGCGACGACGAGGCGCACAUGGCGCAGUUUCCGAACCGGCACUUCGACCUGGAGACCAUCCUCGCGGCGAGGACGAGGCCCAUCGCCGUGCAGCAGGACAAGGGGUUCGUCGGCUUCUUCCAGCCGGAGAGCUUCGCGUCCCUGUCCGGCGCCAUGUCGUUCGAAGACAUCUGGCGUGAGAUCAGCAGCGGGAGCCGCGAACCGGGGCGCGCAGACGUGUACAUCGUGAGCUGGAACGACCACUUCUUCGUGCUCAAGGUGGAGAGCGACUGCUACUUCGUGGUCGACACGCUCGGCGAGAGGCUGUUCGAAGGCUGCGACAAGGCCUACAUGCUCAGGUUCGACGGCACAUCGGAGAUGCACUCGCUGUCGACGCCCGACAAGGAGGAGGUGAUCGUCACCGGGAAGGAAUGCUGCAGGGAGUUCAUCAAGAGGUUCUUGGCCGCCAUUCCGCUCAGGGAGGAGCUGGAGAUCGAGAAAAAGGGCACCGGUGGCAUGGACGGCGGUGCGCCGCACCGGCGGCUGCAGAUAGAGUUCCACUUCACAGUCCUGCAAGAAGGCGAACAAAGAUGAUCAGAUGGUGAUCUGAAAGCAGCGGGGGAUGUUUCUUUCCUGAUUGCAUUGUACUAACAUAAUGUAAAUUCAUCUACAGUAUAAAAGAAACAGGAAAUUGCAGCACUAAAAAUUACAGGAUAGGAUUGUUGGUUUUCUUUGUUCCAUUUGGAUAGGAAAUAGGAAGAUGAAAAUACAGAAUACAGAGUGCUGGCCUAUCUUACUUUUUUUUCGGUGGGGUUGGUCCAUUUCUUGAUCGCUUCACUUGUCAAAUACCAUUUUUGUAAGCCAGAUCAAUAUUAUAAAUUACUUGCCUA